Pimephales promelas (fathead minnow) is the source of this 2291-nucleotide messenger RNA. It is a transcript of the gene bend7, whose product is annotated as BEN domain containing 7. The record is from RefSeq and is a predicted model, not a curated record. Gene Ontology annotation, molecular function: DNA binding. Lineage: Eukaryota; Metazoa; Chordata; Actinopteri; Cypriniformes; Leuciscidae.
AUUUUCCUCCAGUCUGUCUGAUGCAAGUCUGGACCCACAUAUUUGCGCCCCACAAAUAUUAGCAACCAUCAGGUGGCGCAAAGGAAUAGACGUGACGAAUUCUGAAAGAAUUAAGAGGUUUAUUUAUUUACAUCAUAAACGAGCAGCCCCGCAGGAGAAUGUAAACGCGUCCUGUCCAUCAUCCUCCUCCUCAUCAUCUUCACCACCACCACCAGCAUCAGUCCAGAGCGCGAUUAUUAUUAAUGCUCAUUCGCUUCACUCUUCAUCAGCUGGACUUAAUGAGUUUGUCAGUGAUUAAAGAGCCUGUGUGCUGAUAAACUGGGUUGGAUUCUGCCUCCUCACCGCUCUGCCCUUAAAAUGGAGUUUGUGGAGAGGAAGCGGAGCAGGAAAUCUCAGAGCUUUAAACUGGUGAAUGAUGCAGAUUUCAGCCAUGAAUUGGAUGAUGUAGACCAGAAUGACACUGAAGGAGAAGCAGCUUCUGAGAGUGAAGUCUGGUUAGGUGAUGAAGGGAUGGAGAUAAAGAAACAGAUAACAGGCAUGAUGCGCUUGCUGAGUGACAAGACAGGGCGAGUGUACCAGCGAGUUGGACGAGAGGGAGAGACCCUGAAACAAGAGCCACAGGAAGAGGCUCUCAGCCUGCCCGUGGCACAGAGCCCGGCUCCUGAACAUCUCCAGUACGGCUGGAGCUCGGUCCUGCCUCUGGCUCACUGCCAGUACGGUACACGCUCCAAAACCCAGAGGAUGCUCAACCACUUGAAAACUAAUGACACGGCCUUGUCUCCUGCGCCUGCUGCCAUGGCAACUGAGCCCAGCUGCUGUAUGUGUAACUGCAAGAGCACCCUGCAGGCCAUUCUGCUGGAGUUACGGACCAUGAGGAAACUAAUCCAAACUCAGAGAGGGACCCCGGACAAACAGGUCUCCCAGAUCUCACUUUCCUCGUCCCGCGCCUCUAUCUCCAGGAGGAGGACUCGAAAGAGGAGGCCAGGUCACAGAGUGACACUUCUGACCACGGCCACUAAAAAAAGCACACCUCUGUCUCCACCAGCUGAGGUUGAUACUGUUACUGAGAGUAAUCAGUCCAGAGAGGACACACCCUCCACAUUGGCAACAUUUAUCCCAGAUCCCAUUCCAAGUGUGAAGACACCUCCUUCCAACUACAGCGUCACCAGAGGCCAAAGCACCACAGAGCCGGAGGUACAGUUGGCCGAGGAUUAUGACAUAUUUAUUCCUAAAGCACAGUUGGACUCUAUCUUACUGAACUACACGCGCUCUGGCAGCCUCCUCUUCAGGAAACUGGUGUGUGCGUUCUUUGAUGAUACAAUUCUGGCGAAUUCACUACCCAACGGCAAGAGGAAGAGAGGUCUGAAUGACACCAGGAAAGGACUCGAUCAAAACAUAGUUGGAGCCAUUAAAGUGUUCACAGAAAAGUAUUGCACUGCUAACGGAAUUGAGAAGCUUCCCGGCCCUAGAGACUGGGUCCAGAUUCUGCAAGACCAGAUUAAACUUGCCCGUCGACGCUUAAAAAGAGCAGAGACAACUUCAGACAGUAUUGAUAUUCAGCACAAAACAGAGAAAACUGUUGAUAAAGUGGAAACUGUUACGCAAAAUGGUGCUGUUUAUGAGAGAACAGAAUGUCUAGUUGCUAUGGACACUGCCUGAGAAGAGAUUGUUUUGAACAAAAUGAAAUCUCCGACCCCCACAAAGGAGUCAUUUUAAUAGUUUCGUCUGUAUAGACGGAAGCAAGUGUCGACAGAUAUGACUUUGAAAUUCUCAUGGUCAGCUGUGUAACAGUCAGAAUGUUUGUGUGGAAAGAAAGGACAACAUUUGGCUGAUCAGUAGCACCCAACAACUAAGGACAUCCUUUUGUAACACAAUGUAGGCCUACUCUCAUUUGAUCAUUUUAAAGUGGGUCGUCCCAGAUGUCACUAGUAGUCUUCUAUUAAUAUAUGGAGGUGUUUGUAGUUUUUCAGCUUCAUCCAAAUGCUUCACCAACAGAUAUCAGCAGAACUGCUGAAAAAAAAAACAUGACUGUGCCUUUAAUUCACUCAUGCCAAGCAACAAACUGAUGUCAUUUCACAGUUGUGCUGUUUAUUGACACUUUCUGGUGAAAUAUGUUGCAGUUUCUAUAUUAAUUGUAAUGUCACAUUUGCUGAACAUAGUCUUACUAAUGUGUUGUCGGUUAUAUAAUCUGGCUGAUUGGUUAUGUAGAAAUGUACCUUUUUGACUUCCUGUGUAAGAGGAUUUAGUGUCUAUUGAAUGUGUACAAAUGAGUGAACAUGAACAUUGUCUUG